Messenger RNA from Trichobilharzia szidati, 2815 nucleotides. NCBI's taxonomy places the organism in Eukaryota, Metazoa, Platyhelminthes, Trematoda, Strigeidida, Schistosomatidae. The record is from the annotation of a GenBank genome assembly.
GUGACAUGAAAUAAUUACGCUAGUGAGAAUUUGGAUUACAUCACAAUUGAUUGAAAUGCACUUAUCUCUCUCUCUAUAAUAGUUUAUCAAUAUGAACAUGCCUUACAUAAUUUUCAUUUUUCAUCAUUUACACAAUUAACAAAAGAUUUUAACAAUAUACAUACAACAUGAUGAAGAGGUUUAACAUGGAUUUUAUGAAUUUUAGACUGAUUGCUUCACUUGUUGAGACUAAAUGAAUUGUUGUAUACCCUUAAAUACCCUUACUACUUCAUUUGAUUCUGAAGAACACAUGCAAAUUUCACCUUUGAAUUAGAUCAUACUGAAACAGAUACUAUUCAGCGUCAACUGUCCUCAUGAAUUUUGGUAAACUGCCUCAAGUAACUGCAGUUACCCUUUUUCUGAUAUAUAUUCAUAUAGUUCAGUCAGUUCCAAUGGAGACAAAUGAAGUGAAAAGUAGUUUUUUAACUAACAAUAUAACAGCACACAACACUUCAGAUGGAACUAUUUUUCAAGUCUAUCCAACAUGGAUCGACUUCGCUACACGGUUUGUUCCAAUGGCAUUAUUUGUCGAUCGAUAUGUUACCAUAAUUUAUUAUAUACUGGGUUUUCCUGGUAAUUUACUCUCCUUGAUUAUAUGGUCUAACAAAAGAAUGGUUCGAGAGAAUUCAGCUGCUGUCUAUCUGGCUGCUUUAUCUAUCAAUGACAUUAUUGUUUUAAUUUUUGCAUUGCACAGAGAUUUAUCACGUGUUUGGAAUAUUCAUCAACAUUUUUCCCCGGGAUCAUGUGAAGUUCAGAAUAUCUUAUCACCGGCUGUACAGUAUGCUUCACCAUUAUUUGUUCUUGCUUUUACUGUGGAAAGAUGGUUAGCCAUAUGUAAACCAUUCGCCAUUGAUAGAAUAUGUAGUCCAAGAAGAGCAAUCUAUAUAUGUUUCUCAAUUAUUAUUGGAACAAUUUUAGUUUGUUCUGGGCAUGCAUAUAUAUUUAUUACUGAAAAUAAUACAUGUAAUAAACGUCAUAUAAAUGCUUUAAUAGUCAGUGUAUAUUUAUCUUGUUUAGAAGCUGUAUUUGCUGGUGUUGUACCAUUAUUAGUGUUAAUUUUCAACUGUUUAGUUAUCAAAGAACUUGCAAAAGUUCAUCGAGCUAAUAAACAAUUAGCUCUUAUGUCUAAUCAAUUAUCCUCUUCAUCGACUACACCAUCAAUGUCAAUCACUGGACAAAAUGAAUUACAAAUUAAACCAAAAAUAUUACAUAAAAAUAAGAUUAAAUCUUGUUUUAAAAGUUUAUUUUCAACACAGAAUACAUAUAGACAUUCAUCUACUAUACAAUCUAAUCGAAAGCGAACAAAUGAUAAGUUAAUUUCGACAAAUCCUUCUAUUGAAACAAAUCUGAAUAUGCGUAGCUCACGAGAAAUACCAAAGUAUUCGGAUAAAUCACUUGCUUCUAGGCAUCCAGUUAAUUCAUUUGAUAAUAAUGGUCGACCAACAAUUAUUAAUGGUCGACCUCACAUCUCUAGUCGUAUAAGUUCUGAUGUUGUCGGGCUAGAUUUUAAUGCAUCACGAAAAAGUUCACAUGGUAAACGUACUAGUCCAAGUUUUAAAUCGACAACAUUAAUGCUGUUGACCAUUAGCUUUUAUACAAUUUUAACAACACUACUCGGUGGUCUUGUCUACUUAAUUCAUCAAACUCAAGAGGAACCAAAUAUGAAUGUUACAGAAAUGGAGGCAUUGAAAGAUCCAGUCUGGAAUCGAUAUUUCACAACGAUAACUAUCAAGGCAUUUGGAGAUGAAAUCGCCCUGUCACAUUAUGCAUUUGGUUUUAUUAUCUACUAUGCAACUGGUUGUAACUUUCGUCUACGUGUUCAUCAAUUAUUCAGAGGAUUAUUCUAUCGCUUAGGUUGUCGUUGUGAAGCACUAAUGAGGCUUGGCUUAAAUGACGACAGUGAAAAUAUUCCAUCAUUUGCUCGUCGGUCACAUAAUCGUUUGUUGACAAAUGGUGAUCGACUGGAUAAUAAUUUCGACAAUUCACCUCAUUCUCAUCAUCCUCAUCAACAGAAGCUACUAACCGAUACAAAAUCGACUACAAAUGACCAGUCAUCACAAUUAAACAAAUCAACUUUAUUUAGAACAUCUGAAGAACGGCCAAAACCAUCGCCAAGAUUGAGUUCAUCUCGGAGAGAGUCAUCUCGGCGAAAUAAUAAUGGAAUGUCUAACUCAGUGAAUCCCUCUGUAUUAUCCGGAUAGCAUAAUCAUUCUUCCCUUAUCAAAUAUGUUCAUAAUUCGAAAUACUCCAGAGGAUCUUAUUUAUUACAUAACAGUAUAAGAAUCUGUGUAAUAAGAGGAUUGUUCCUUUCUUUUCGUUUCCCUUUUUAAUCAUCUAUUUAAAUUACACAAUUUUGUCUAAUAUUACUAAAUUCUCUUUUUUUUAUUGUUUUACGCAACACCAUUUUCUUCGAGAAAUCAAAAGUAUAACUGGUAUUCAAUUAUAGUGAAAACAAGACCUAAAGAUGUCAAGCGAUACAGAGUGAUAAACACCUUCUCUACUGACGCAUUUAAGAAUUUCCAUAGUUCACUGUUUUUACAUAUGCCAUUUGUUUGAGAGUAUGUAUGAAUAUGCCUGAAAGUUGGUUGUAUAUUUAAAUGAUGACAUCUAACUCAACUUCAUGUGUAUGUAGAUAUACCCAUAUGAUUUAUAUGCACUUGUACUUUUAAUAAUGUCAUUUAAUGGUUAUAUAAGUAAUGUCUUUUUAAACUGUGUUAUCCACAGUAUGAUGUUUACAGGCUGGUUGAGUACAAUUUUUAUCCCUUUUGAGUAAAAC